AUGAAAGUCUUGUUCAUGUCUGGCCUUUUAGGCCUGGCAUUGGCUGCUCAGAACAAAAGGCUUGCAAAUGGUAAUUCUGCUCUAGCAGCCUCGACCAGUCUCGAUGCAUCCUUUUGCGUUCCUGAAGCAACAAAAACUGUCUUUGUCACAGUUUAUCCUCCUUGCCCGCUUCCUGAAGACUCUUCUGUUUCUGCUCAGAUCCAUCACUCUGUUACUCAAUUCACCACCAUCACCAUUAGCGAUCUAUGGCCCCAGGAGACUUCUACUUGGAAGGUUGACCCUGUUAGCUCCGCUCAAGAUCAGCCCCCUGAGUAUGGUGGAAACAGCGAGCUCGUAUCCUCUGCAAAAGGUCUCACCACUUCUUAUUCCGUUGUAACUGAUACCAGUAUGCAAUGGGUUAGUCAUUCAACUGGAAUUAGCAGAGUCACAAGGUUGUCUACGCGAACUAUCACCAUGACUAUCUCUCCACCGGAGACUGGGCCGGUUGCAUCAUCCCAGAUUCUUCCAACUGGUGGUCCGUCAGGGACUGUUGCAGAAGUUACUGAUGGCACAAAUCCUGCCACAGCCUGCCAUACAUACACGGUUGUGGGACAAGAUGGACAAACUUCAACCUUAACAGUUACCCUGGCUGGUUCUGGCCCAACUGCACAAUCAACGUUCAACACUCAGGAAUCUUCUUCUCCUAUGAGUGCUGGCUCAUCUGAUGGAUCUCCUUCCCAAGGUUCUGGACUGACUACUGAAGUAUCCAUCAAUGUGAUUGGUACUGAUGGGUCCGCCACUCCCACGAUUGCAACAGUCGUUGUUGGUUCACAGAUCCUUGUGACUGGAGCUCCGGAGAACACUGCAGUCGCUACAGCCAAUCUGCCAUCCAUCUUUCAGUCCAUUGAAACAUCGACUGAUUCUCUUGUGAGCCCCCCUGAAUAUAAUUCCAAUGUGCAACAUGGCUACUCUACCCCCAUCGGAGGGGAGUCCACGGUGGCAGCAGUAACAACUGCCGAUGGCCCUCCUGCAUACGGUUACGGUCUCACCUCAUCUGCGGGAAACCUGCCACCCUAUGUUCAGCUUUCUACGGCACCAGGAGACUGGGCAUCAUCCCUUUUGUCUGAUUCUCUUCCAACCGCUGUGCCGACUCCAACUCCCUGCAACACAACCAUGCUGCGAACCAGUACUUGGAUCAAUGUUAUUCCAGAGGCAUUGACGACGUACACUCUGCAGUUUCCCAUGACUACUCUCGUCACGGUUACAGUUCCGCCAUUACUGCCAUUCGGUAAAAAGGCAAAGCGUCAAGGUCCCCCAGAGUCAGGCACACUUUCUGAUAAUACGACAGAUUUCACAACAAAAACACUUGUUGGGAAUACAUCCGUCCAAGCCAGCCUUUCUUCUCUUCUCGGAAAGACAGAACCCCCAUCCUCUACUGUGUCCCCUACUCUGUCUCCUAAUGUGACCAUUGAGACGGUAGCAACAUCUACACCUACUGCGGAAAGCUCAUUGGUCACUUCUAGCCCAAUUGAGACGUCUGUGUUUUCAUCACCCACGGCAAACUUGUCGUCUUCCGCUGUGAAUACAAGCUCUCCCGUCCUGUCUUGGUCUAUUCCUCUGCCCCCUGUCCCAGUUGACACAUCCUCUAUGGAGCCAACUUCUCUUACAACCCCUUCAAGUGAAGUUCCGUCUGUCACUUCCACUCCUGAAAUGACCUUUCCGUCGUUUUCCAUCCCGAGCAACACCACAGAACAAGCAACAGAGACCUCUACGCCCACAGAUUGGGUUACUCAUACCCUUUCUCCAAAUUCUACUAUUUUGACCUCAAUGUUGCCAAUUUCAACCUCUACACCAGUUGAAACGCCUCUUACCACACCCGAGUCAACCAUCCUGUCAAUCAUUACCUCAACUCCCACGGUAUCACCCGUGUCUAUUACCCCCGUCCCGUCUUUCACAACCCCCAAUACAACCACCCCUACGUCUACAGUUCAGGUAUUUCCCUCUGUUUGCCCUUUUGGGGGCCGAGUAGGGAACACAACCAUCAAUUUUGACAACCUUGAGGCUGGUCCACUCCUCAACCCUACAGAAGACCUGUGGUUCUCCGAAGGCUUCCUGAUUGCACCUCCAUCCUCUCCUCCUUUCAAUCCCUAUAUUCCGUCUUCAGGUGGCAAUAUGGUCGAGUUUGUGCCACCUGCACUCUCCCCUGUCUUGCACCCAGCUGGAUCUGGGGACGUUGCCGAGAUUGGCGUUGGACCCAACUACGCAAAUCCCUGCUACAAGAUCGACCUAUUCAGCGCCAACCUUGGUUGUGCUGCCGAAGGGGCGGAGAAGUGGUGCGAGUUUGAAGUCUCAGCCUACACUCACGAUGCUGCUUCUGCAACGGAGUCAUCUAUUGCAUGGUCUGAAAUCAAGCGUGUUCCGGCUUGCCCCAACUUCCCAUCAGGAACGUGCUCUCUCACUCCUGUCGAAUUCGUGGGUUACACCAAUAUUACAUCCGUCUUGAUCCGCCUUCGCGUUGGCCUAGACCUUCGCACCUGGUGGGGAGAUGACUUUAAGUUUGGAUGGACAGACAAUUCAUGCGAGGCUUCGGCCUGCCGUGUCCACGGGACGGGCCGCAAGGCUAAGCGGGAGGUGAUUGACAAGGCUGUACGUGAUGGCGUGUGGCAGUGGACACCUUAUGGUCUGCAGAAGCUCGAUACGGACUACAUUUUUGCAGCUUCUGUUUAA
Messenger RNA from [Torrubiella] hemipterigena, 2706 nucleotides. The record is from the annotation of a GenBank genome assembly. NCBI's taxonomy places the organism in Eukaryota, Fungi, Ascomycota, Sordariomycetes, Hypocreales, Clavicipitaceae.